AUGACAUCGACAUCAACUGCUACAAAUUAUAACUCAACUCUACAACAUACUACGUCUCGCUUCGGUCUUUCACAGCAACACCUCGCCGCUCUACAGGCUGAACAAGCUACUCCGGCUGAUCUUUUCGAAAACAAUUUUUGGGACCCGACACGUUCCACGCCCGAAGCGCUCGAUUUCGCAUCUCAAGACUUCACCCGACCUUCGCUUAUGAAGUCUGACGCUGCAGGAGCAAUCACCCAGUUUACGCCCAAACCGGGCCGCCGUUCACACCAGAGAGAAUCUUCACUGUCAUCUCUUGGCUCUGUUGGACCGGCGUCGCCUUUUACACAAACCACAUACAACCCGCAAAUUGCUAUUAGCGAUUCGGCGACGGAUCCCUUCUGCGAAAUGUACAACAACGACACAAACGUCCACAACGCGGGAGCAUACCAUAUGCUUUCGAAGCCUUUGGAUACCCUCUCAGGAUAUCAGCAUCUCGAGGCUGCCACUCCAGAUAUGGCCUAUCCAGCUGCGCUUCCAGGCCAAAUGAACCGCCAUCGGACCGAGCGUUCGCUGCUACCAGCACCCGAGUUCAGCCAUCUGUUCAACCGCUCCCACCCAGCUUCUGUGGCCAGUUCCAUUGCCGGAGACUCGCCGUCUACGCCCAGCAUGGGCGACAUCGACCUUCUCGAUCGCAGGAGAGGUAUGCGAAACAUCAAGCCCACCACAUCUGACCAGCGCUCACGAUAUCGGUAUGCAGCAGCUUACGGGAAUGUGCCCAAGCUCGAUCGUACCUUGACGGACGUGUAUGGCGACGAGCUGUACAAUCCGAGCUUUGCCAUCACAUCAUCGUCGCCUGCACAUCCCGCCAAUGCAAGCACGACGAGCAACCACCUAUUUAGUCAGCGUCUCAGCGCCGCCAAUAGCCAACAUCUGAAUGCCGCGCACUCGCCAUCUUCCACAGCCUCUCGCGGUCUUUCACCGUUUCAAGCAACCUCGCCAUACGCUCCGCCCCAGCUGCAAGACUUUGACACCUCGUUUGCAACUCAUCAGAAAAUUGGCCACGGGAGCAAUGAACAGCACCCAGCCGUCAUUGGAGCACACGCAGAUACCGGCAUCGAGCCCGAGACACCGAAAACCAUUUCUCCCCGUGAUGCUAUGAUAGAGUUCACUGGGGUUGAUGGAGAAUCCAAUUUCUCUUUGUUCCCAGAAGGCUCCAAUGGGUUCGACUUCGACGCCUAUAGUAAAGCUAUGGCACAGGAUACAGGAUCCAACCACGUUCACCUUACUCCUGCGCAAGAGUCGCAAGGCAACCAAAGAAAUUACGAUGACAUGUCGUUCCAGAACAGGAUACCGCAGCAGUAUCCUUUUGUUUCACGUGCACACGAAAACAAGGAUAUUACCCCGCCCCCAAGACUUGGAUCAUCGGGAAGCAGCGUCUCCGAAACGCGGACUGACGCGAGCGGCAAUCGGCCAACUCGGGUCGGCGCUGAAAGUGGCACAUACACAUGCACAUAUCAUGGUUGCACUCUACGCUUCGAUACACCUGUCCAGCUACAGAAACACAAGCGCGAAGGGCAUCGCCAAUCGCAUAAUCUUGGUGGUCCUCCAGAUAACAGCCUCGCAACGUCCAUACUGAACAGUCAAGCUGGUCCGCACCGUUGCGACCGCAUUAACCCUAGCACUGGCAAGCCGUGCAACACCAUCUUUUCUCGUCCCUACGAUUUGACUCGGCACGAGGACACUAUCCACAAUGAGCGAAAGCACAAAGUCCAGUGCGAUCUUUGCACAGUUGAGAAAACGUUCAGUCGCGCUGAUGCACUCACCAGGCACUAUCGUGUGUGCCAUCCCGAGGCAGAACUACCAGGGAAGCAACGCAGGCGACUGGUCUGA
Messenger RNA from Beauveria bassiana ARSEF 2860, 1872 nucleotides. RefSeq names its product 26S proteasome regulatory subunit-like protein. The record is from RefSeq and is a predicted model, not a curated record. Bases 1 to 1872 code for a protein of 623 amino acids. The transcript has a single exon. Gene Ontology annotation, biological process: regulation of transcription by RNA polymerase II. Gene Ontology annotation, cellular component: nucleus. NCBI's taxonomy places the organism in Eukaryota, Fungi, Ascomycota, Sordariomycetes, Hypocreales, Cordycipitaceae.